AUGGCGCCCGCUCCGUCCAAGAUGGUGUCGCCGCCCCUGCGCGAGCGGACCAUCCGCGGCGUCGUCGCCGAGAUCACGCGCCUCUACCUCUCCAACCGCACCCGCAUCUCCCGCGCCGUCUGGCUGACCCUCUUCGUCGCCCUUGUCAAUCGCGUCCGCCACGCAGUCCAAGAGCAGAAAGCCGCCUCGGCACGCGAGGCCGAGCGUCGCGCUCAGCGCUCCGGCACCACCUCGACCACUGGCGCCGACCAGGAGGAUGAGGCGGCCGGCGACGCAGCCAAGGGCGGCGGCAAGAGGAGGAAGAAGGUCGAGCUGAACAGGGAGUUCUUCCGCUCCCUGCUGCGCCUCCUGCGCAUUGUGGUACCCGGCUGGAGGAGCCAUGAGACACGCCUGCUGAUCAGCCACAGCUUCUUCCUGGUGAUCAGGACAUUGAUCAGUCUCAAGGUGGCCGAGAUGGACGGUGCCAUUGUCAAGAGUUUGGUAAAGGGCAACGGCAAGGAGUUCCUCAUGCGGAUUAUUUGGUGGAUGCUGAUAGCCAUCCCGGCUACCUUUACCAACUCCAUGGCCGAACUGUCACUCAAGUACCGUACCCGGUUGACACAGUACAUCCACGACAAGUAUCUCUCACAGUUGACCUUCUAUGGCAUUUCGGCGCUGGACGACAGGAUAAAGAAUCCGGAUCAGCUCAUCGCUGUCGAUGUGGCCAAGUUCUCAAAUAGUCUAGCAGAACUUUACAGCAAUUUGGCCAAGCCAAUCUUGGAUAUGACGAUCUACACUUGGUCUUUAUCCAAGAGCGUCGGCGGCGAGGGUGUCGUGUUCAUGUCAUUGCUAGUCCAACUAUCGGCGAACGUCAUGAGGGCCCUCACGCCACCUUUCGGCAAAUACGUGGCCGAUGAAGCACGGUUGGAGGGUGAAUUCCGCUUCCAGCACUCGCGCUUGAUCGACCACAGCGAGGAGGUCGCGCUAUACGCCGGCCACGAGGCGGAGAAGGACACCUUGGAUAAGGGCUACUUCACACUGAUCAAGCACGUCAACUACAUACUACGUCGUCGUUUCUAUCACGGCUUCAUGGAGGACUUUGUCAUCAAGUAUUUCUGGGGCGCCCUCGGUCUCCUGCUCUGCAGUGUGCCCGUCUUUGUCAAGCUCCCGGGCCAGGUCUCGAUGAACAUGGGUGAUAGGACCGAGAGCUUCGUCACCAAUAGGCGAAUGCUUCUGUCCGCAUCCGAUGCCUUUGGCCGCAUCAUGUUCUCCUACCGCGAGAUCAUGGAGCUUGCAGGCUACACAUCACGCGUCGCAUCCCUGCUCAACGUCAUGGAUGAUAUCCAGGCCGGCCACUUUGAGAAGAAGCUUGUCUCGAGCUCCGGUACCGAAGACAAUGAGGCCGUUCUCAAGGGCCGUGGCAAAGUUGUCGAGAGCAGAGACAUCAAAUUCAUCGACGUCCCCAUCAUUUCACCCAACGGCGAUGUCCUUGUCAAGGCUCUCUCUUUCUCGCUCAAGCAGGGUGACCACCUUCUGGUGGUCGGGCCGAACGGGUGCGGGAAGUCUUCCUUGUUCCGUAUUCUCGGUGGCCUCUGGCCCGUAUACGGUGGGACCGUCUAUAAGCCGCCCUUCACCGACAUCUUCUACAUCCCUCAGAGACCCUACCUGUCGCGCGGGUCUCUCCGCCAGCAGAUCACUUAUCCCGACGGCCUCCGUACCGUACGAGCCAAGGGCGUCACGGACGCCGAGCUACUUGAUAUGCUCAAGAUCCUGAACCUCGAGCACCUCGUCGACAUGUACCCCGAGGGGUGGGACGCCGAAGCCGAGUGGCGCGACGUACUGAGCGGCGGCGUACAGCAGCGCGUCGCCAUGGCGCGGCUGUUCUACCACAAGCCGCGGUAUGCUAUCCUCGACGAGUGCACGUCGAGCGUCACCCUCGAGAUGGAGAAGGUCAUGUACGACAACGCCAAGAGCCUGGGCGUGACUCUGAUGACGGUCAGCCACCGGCGCAGUCUGUGGAAGUACCACAGCCAUAUCUUGCAGUUCGACGGGCAGGGCAAUUACGUCUUCACGAAGCUCGACGCAGACAGGCGCCUCAGGCUCGAGGACGAGAAGGAGGAUCUCGAGGUGCGGCUGAGGCAGGUGCCUGAGCUCGAGAGGAGAAUGGAGGAGCUGACGGCUUCUUAG
Messenger RNA from Thyridium curvatum, 2166 nucleotides. RefSeq lists its product as uncharacterized. NCBI's taxonomy places the organism in Eukaryota, Fungi, Ascomycota, Sordariomycetes, Thyridiales, Thyridiaceae. Bases 1 to 2166 code for a protein of 721 amino acids. The record is from RefSeq and is a predicted model, not a curated record. Gene Ontology annotation, cellular component: peroxisomal membrane. The transcript has 4 exons. Gene Ontology annotation, biological process: fatty acid beta-oxidation; very long-chain fatty acid catabolic process; long-chain fatty acid import into peroxisome. Gene Ontology annotation, molecular function: long-chain fatty acid transmembrane transporter activity; ABC-type transporter activity; ATP binding.